UGCUGGAGGAUUACUUGCAUGUAGAUAUUGGUACUUUCAGACCUCAAUACUUUCUCCUCCACUGCCAUCUUUAGAUUUCUUUCCUUCAAGAGUAAAGGCAUAAAAAUGUCCUGCAGAGACCUUCGUGAUGUGACCUGGCCGAGGUCAGCGGCUACCAAAUGUUUACCCCUCACGCCCAACUAUGUGGAUGGAGGAGUUUGGAGUGGGUGUGCCCUGCGAUGAUGUGCUCACAAAGUCCACACUGUCCAGACAGUCCUGUGCACACCUAGUCCCCACCCCUUCUCUCACCCCCUCAGCUGCCUACCUCUCCCCUCCUGCGGUCCCCUGUACUCUUCUCCCGCUCCUCUCCCGGGGUCAGUUACUCGUUUGAAGUUACUACUACUCGAGGGGUUUUGGAGACGCUUUGCUCUGUCUGACGCUCAUCCUUCGCAGCCACCAUGGUUCACAGCAGCAGUAUCUGCAGAUUCCUCCUCCUGGUGCUCCUAGGCCUCAUGGUAGCCUUUGUACACACAGAGGCAGAUGCAGACCCAGUCUCAACAACCAGGGACAACCAGGACACCAUGUCUGGAGAGCCACCCAGUGACAUCACCACCAAAGAUCCUUUCCAGGGUAUAACGGAGCAGCCCUUCACCUUCGACUACGAGGACACCACACACUCCCAUGCCAUGGAGGAGGAGGAAGGGGUGCUGGGGCCAGGGGCCAUCACAGCCAUUGUUAUAGCAGUCUUCCUGGGAGCGUCUGUCCUCCUUGCCCUCAUCGUCAUCACACUCAGGAAGUUCACCACCUCCUAGAGUGAAUGCCUCCCAUCUUGUGUGUGUAUGCAUGUGUGUGUUUGUAUGCCAUGAGUGUGACAACAUUUUCUCUUGUGCCUCUCAUCUCAAUCUCUGAACUCACCCCUCGUCUUUCUUUCAACCAUGAAUUUGUGUCUUUCGCCGUAGAUGCUAAGAAAUUGUGGCAGGUCCCUUGACUGACUGUUACUCCUGUAAACUCGCUCUAAUUGUUGCUCAACGUGUCCACUUGUUACUAAAGGUGUGAUGUUAGAAACUGGCUGGCUCUUCCAGUGGAAAUCAUAGCAUGUCCAUGUCAUUUUAAUUUUGUUCAGCUGUCUUACAUGCACACUCUAAAGGGGUUUUUAAUGUUUGUGGGCUGUUUGUUUCCUGAUAGUCUUUCCCUUAUGUUGAGAGUUUGAUGUGAAGCAUGCUGUAUGUGUUUGCUUUUAUUUGUUCAAGAAGUGUAUGUGCUUUUGUUAGUCUGUGUCUUAUAGGUAUUUUUUUAGAUUUACGUGCCUAAAUGAAAUUGAGGUCUUUCACAAUGACUUCACCUUGUGCCAAAACUAUUUCUAAAAUAUCCCCUCUGUGUCACCCGUGUACAAGUCUUUAAGUUUGUGUUGCACCAUUAACAAACAUUUGUAGAGUCAAAAAAAGGAGAAAACAUUUUUAAAAAGGCUUCUUCGAUGAAUGUAAACAGGGUAGUCGGGUUGUUUGUUCUACCUGCAAAGCAAAUAUACAGUUAGUUGAGUGCAAACACACAUUCAUCCUCGCUCUGAGUGUUUGUAGUUUUUUGUUGUUUUAUUUGCAGGAGGGGGGAAUUUAUUUCAGUAAAAUUAUUUUGUGUUUUUCUAUACGCCUCAUUGUCCUCAGUACCCAGCUAUACAGCUGGAUGUUGUCAUGGUAAUGUCACUGCCCAAUUAUUUUGUUCAAAAUUCCAGAUGAAUAAAUAAAUACAAUCACAUGCCAAA
Messenger RNA from Dicentrarchus labrax (European seabass), 1738 nucleotides. RefSeq names its product secondary ossification center associated regulator of chondrocyte maturation (gene snorc). The record is from RefSeq and is a predicted model, not a curated record. The coding region runs from base 438 to 791 and encodes 117 amino acids. Lineage: Eukaryota; Metazoa; Chordata; Actinopteri; Moronidae. Gene Ontology annotation, biological process: cartilage development. The transcript has 3 exons.